Trypanosoma brucei brucei TREU927 is the source of this 1200-nucleotide messenger RNA. RefSeq lists its product as hypothetical. The record is from RefSeq and is a predicted model, not a curated record. The coding region runs from base 1 to 1200 and encodes 399 amino acids. The transcript has a single exon. NCBI's taxonomy places the organism in Eukaryota, Euglenozoa, Kinetoplastea, Trypanosomatida, Trypanosomatidae.
AUGUUACUUAGGUUUGUCACUUUUGCCUUGAAGGAGUCCGUUGUUCCUAGUGAAAAAGUUGAUGCAAAUUGGAAGAGUAUACCUCCUAACGUGAAAAGGAGUUUUGAGUUAAGGAGAGCUGAGUGCAUUGCGAAGUUUGGCUCGGUUCGUGACCAGUUCAAGCAGAGCAAUAAUUAUGCGACUGGGUUUUGGAAGAAUUUUGAGGAGCGUGAGAAGGUGAUCAACUGUGUCGUCGAUGCUGUCAAUGACUAUGCGAAGGAACUAGCUGCCUUGCUCUACCACUACCCCGUCCUAGCAGAUGGAUAUUAUUAUUGUUGGACUCCGUGCCUUUCACCACAAGAGACUAUUUACUUUGACGACUUUCGUUAUGAUUUACAGAACAUGUACUUUAACGUCGGGGUUAUUCUGGUGAAUGUGAGCGAACGGUUAGUAUGUUGGCAAUCGGCGCAUGGUCACGCAUCUGCCCUUCAGAAGGAAUGCUACCAUUAUCUUUUACAAGCUGCCGGAUAUUUUUGUCUUGUCAAGGAUAUCUCUGAUGACAUGGAAUUAUACGUAGUUGGUGACGUACGACUCGCCAGACCCGGGGACGUCUCGGCAUCUGUUUUGGAGUUUUGUCACCUUGUUGCCAUAGGUCAAGCGCAAGAGAUAGGGUCAGCAAGAUCCACUGAAAACGGACAAAGUGAAGGAAAGAUGCUUACCGUGGGACUCCUCCAUCAAACCUUUAAAAUAUACGAAGAGGCUCAUAAAGUAGGCCUGAACUGCGUUGCAGUCGAUCACAACAUAUUCAAUGAAGUUCUGACGUUUGUGAAGCUGAAGGUUGAUGUGUUCAAGUCUUUAACGUACUCGUAUGCCUCCAGUGGUUUGUUUGAUAGCAACCCUGCCGCCGGUUUGUGGCUUGCGAGUCAGUCUGAUUUGUUGGCGGCGAAUGCCAUCACCGAAAAAAGGGCAUCUGGUUUACAGAAAAAAAAGCUGCCAUUUCGGGGUGAUGAACUAGUUGAUGAUUGCCGCAUUUUUGUUCAAAGAAAUAUUGAGCGCUGUCGAAAAAUCAACUCUUUGGUGCACCGCACAAAUGCAACCGAAGAUUCAUUCGAGCUUCCUCCACCCACCGUGCUUGCGCAAAAGAAGGACAUUAGAUUACCCGCGGCGUUCCCUCAUCAAACGGUGGCGCGUCCUCCAGUUAAGAUCUCUAUUGGGGUUUAA